GUGGCCCCAAGGAAGAGAAAUGGUCUCUGCAGCACAGCCCUGAGCUGCUUGUGUGAGUUAAGGGACAUUCCGUCUCUGGAGGCAAUCAAAUCCAGCCUGGACGUCUUACUGUGUGACCAUGUCUAGGUGACCCUGCCUGCGCAGCAUCCACUGGCCUGACUGAGGAGCAGAAGGAGUUCCAGAAGGUUGCCUUUGAUUUUGCUGCCAGGGAGAUGGCUCCUCACAUGGCUGAGUGGGACGAAAAGGAGAUAUUCCCAGUGGAGACGAUGCGGAGGGCAGCCCAGCUGGGCUUCGGUGGCAUCUACGUGAAGCCUGACGUGGGUGGCUCGGGGCUGUCCCGGCUCGACACCUCCAUAAUCUUCGAAGCCUUAUCGACAGGCUGCACCAGCACCACUGCUUACAUGAGCAUCCACAACAUGUGUGUUUGGAUGAUAGACACCUUUGGCAAUGAGGAACAGAGGCACAAGUUCUGCCCAUCGCUCUGUAGCAUGGAAAAAUUUGCCUCUUACUGCCUGACUGAGCCAGGGAGCGGGAGUGACGCAGCCUCCCUGCUGACCUCAGCUGAGAGGAGAGGGGACACCUACAUCCUGAAUGGCUCCAAGGCCUUCAUCAGUGGAGGAGGUGACACUGAUGUGUACGUGGUCAUGUGUCGCACGGGGGGCCCAGGCCCCAAGGGCAUCUCCUGCCUGGUGCUGGAGAAGGGGACACCAGGGCUCAGCUUUGGCAAGAAGGAGAAGAAGGUGGGCUGGAAUUCGCAGCCAACUCGGGCUGUGAUCUUUGAGGACUGCACUGUUCCUGUUGGCAACCGGCUGGGAGCUGAGGGGCAGGGCUUCAACAUUGCCAUGAAGGGACUGAACGGAGGCAGGAUCAACAUCGCUUCUUGUUCCCUGGGAGCUGCUCACGCCUGUGUCCUUCUGGCCCAGGAACACCUGACUGUGCGCAAACAGUUCGGGGAGCCCCUAGCUAACAACCAGUACCUGCGGUUCCGGCUGGCGGAGAUGGCGACGCGGCUGGUGGCGGCGCGGCUGCUGGUGCGGCAUGCGGCCCGGGCGCUGCAGGACGGACGGGAGGACGCAGCUGUGCUCUGCUCCAUGGCCAAGCUCUUCGCCACUGAUGAGUGCUUCGGGAUCUGUAACCAGGCUCUACAGAUGCACGGGGGCUAUGGCUACCUGAAGGAUUAUGCUGUGCAGCAGUUCGUGCGAGACAUCAGAGUGCACCAGAUCCUGGAAGGUACCAAUGAGGUGAUGCGGAUGAUGGUGGCCAGGAACCUGCUACAGGCCUGAAGGCAGGAGUUCGUCUCCAGCCUUAAAUUCCUUCCUCUGUUACAGCCUGGUCUGUUUCCCUCCUCUCCCCGGCAGUGGCAGCGAGGGGGAUAGCCCAGUGGAAAUAGACUUUCUGCCUUCCAUUGAGUGGGAUCACAGCUGCAGGCUGUGCCUGGCAGAGCUGCUGUUAAUAGGCUCGUAUUGUGCAGCCUGGAGGUACAAAUCACGCUCGUGAAUGCGAGCCUCUGUCUGCAGAUCUUGCUCGUGAGCCGCUGGGCACCCAUCCUUCCCGGGAAGGCAAACACCAGACCCGUUGGUCAUCUGUUGAGUCAGGACCGAAACAGGAGCUGCAAGCAGAGGUGCAGACUAAUGCCUUAGGCCUCCCUCUCUAUCAUCGAACUCUUUUGCUCAAGAGGAGUAGUUGCUGUGCUUAGAAACCCGCCCUGGGUGCUGACUGCACCCGUGGGAACAAGUCGGGCACAAGAGCAGCUCUGACCACUCGCGGCGUGCAGUGGCUUUGUGCCCGCUCGGGACCUGGGAGCGCUCCUCCCCCGGCACCCACUGCUGCGCCUUCUCCCGCUUCCCGCCGCACACAGCUGCUUCACCGGGAAGAAGCCUCUGCAGCGCUGGGGUACUGCACAGGAACGUUCAACUCUUGCCUCAAAUCAGCCUCCCUGCUGUGUACAAGGGAAGGGAGUAGAAGCAUUGCUGAAUUCCAUGACUUUAAUCAGUAAAGCAAUGGUGAUCAGCGUCA
This is a messenger RNA of Pogoniulus pusillus (Red-fronted tinkerbird), 2016 nucleotides long. It is a transcript of the gene ACAD8, whose product is annotated as acyl-CoA dehydrogenase family member 8. The transcript has 11 exons. Gene Ontology annotation, biological process: lipid metabolic process. Gene Ontology annotation, molecular function: flavin adenine dinucleotide binding; acyl-CoA dehydrogenase activity. Gene Ontology annotation, cellular component: mitochondrion. The record is from RefSeq and is a predicted model, not a curated record. Bases 213 to 1283 code for a protein of 356 amino acids. NCBI's taxonomy places the organism in Eukaryota, Metazoa, Chordata, Aves, Piciformes, Lybiidae.